AUGUCUUCCAACGUCGGUCUCUCUACUCCACGCGGCAGUGGCACCUCUGGCUAUGUCCAGCGCAACCUCUCCCAUCUCAAGCCGCGCGACGCCGCCGCCCCCUAUACCAAGGAUCGCGAUCUUCUCCAACACCGCCAGCGCCAACCCGACAAGGACAUUCUCGAACAUGACCGCAAGCGCGAGAUUGAAGUCAAGGUUUUUGAGCUGCGCGACAAGCUCGAGGAGGAAGAAGUCGACGAAGACGAAAUCGAGGAUCAAUGCACCGCCUUACGCAAGAAGCUCCAAGCCGAACAAGCAGGCAAGAACACCAGCACCAAUGCAAGAGGUCUUAAAUCACACCAGGUCCAUGAGCUGGCCAAAGCAAAGAUCGAAGAAAGCGAGAAACUCAGACGCGCUUUCGGCAUCAGCAAAGAUUAUGAAGAAGGAAGUCACUGGAAGAAGCAGGAGGAGAAGGCCCGUCAGAUCCAAGAUCGCCAAGCAGAAGAGUCAAGAAGGGCGAAAGAAGAGGAUGAAUAUUCGGACUAA
Aureobasidium namibiae CBS 147.97 is the source of this 525-nucleotide messenger RNA. RefSeq names its product pre-mRNA-splicing factor CWC21. The record is from RefSeq and is a predicted model, not a curated record. NCBI's taxonomy places the organism in Eukaryota, Fungi, Ascomycota, Dothideomycetes, Dothideales, Saccotheciaceae. Bases 1 to 525 code for a protein of 174 amino acids. The transcript is spliced from 2 exons.